Moesziomyces antarcticus is the source of this 1581-nucleotide messenger RNA. Its product is annotated as elongation factor-2 kinase. Gene Ontology annotation, biological process: peptidyl-threonine phosphorylation. Gene Ontology annotation, molecular function: protein serine/threonine kinase activity. The transcript has a single exon. Bases 1 to 1581 code for a protein of 526 amino acids. Lineage: Eukaryota; Fungi; Basidiomycota; Ustilaginomycetes; Ustilaginales; Ustilaginaceae. Gene Ontology annotation, cellular component: cytoplasm. The record is from RefSeq and is a predicted model, not a curated record.
AUGACGGCCGGCUCUUCUUCGCGCAAUGCCGGCGGCGUCUUUGGCAUGUUUGGCGCCGCAGCGCAACAUCUGAGCGUCCAGGAUGCGAGCAAUGCUCAUGCCUCCAGCUCCAGCGACUCGAUCUGGAACGAGCCUGGCCGCUCCAUGGAUCUCGUCUUCAUCAUGGACGCAACAGGCUCGAUGGGAAGCUACAUCAACUCCGCGACCAAGAACAUCGAGACCAUCUGCGAGAAUAUCAUCCAUUCCGAGCAGCUCAGCGGCCCAGGAGCACUGCGCAUUGGUCUCAUCGCCUACCGCGACCAUCCGCCCCAGGAUCAUUCGUACAUUGUCAAGAACUUUGGCUUCCACACCGAGGUCGAGAAGGUCAAAGAGAAUCUCAAGACCCUCUACGCUUCCGGAGGCGGAGACGGCCCCGAGGCCGUCACAGCCGCCAUGAAGGCUGCGCUGGACUUAGACUGGCGGCCCAACGCCACCAAGCUCGCCGUCUUGAUCGCCGACGCCCCACCACACGGUAUCGGCGAGUACGGCGACGGCUUCCACGACGGCUCGCCCGACGGCGAGGACCCGCUGCGGCUGGCUCGACAAUACGCCAAAGCGGGCAUCCCGCUCUUCAUGAUUGCGUGCGAGCCUGCGCUUUCCGGCUACCAGCAUGCUGCUGACUUCUACCAGGGCCUGGUCCAGAUCACGGGCGCGAUGCUGGUGCCGCUCACGACGGCCAGUCUGCUGAGCCACGUGAUUCUCGGCAUUGCGGGCGAAGCGAUGGACCUCGAGCGGCUGCACCGCGAGAUCGGCGAUGCCAUCGCCGAACGCAUCCAGUCGCUGAGCCUCGAGGGCAACCAGAGCAACCCGAUGGACGACGUGGCGCGCGAGCUGCACGAGCGCCUCCUGCUGCGCAACCAGAGCACCAAGCAGCUCCACAUCGAGAGCAUCUACCGCGACACGGAAGAGUCGCGCCACAACAUCCAGGUAUGGGCCACCGCAUCGGACCUCGCCGCGGCCAAACCCAACAUCAAGCGCGUCGCCGGCUCGCGCCUCAGCGACAAGUAUCUGCAGACGCGCCGGGCCACGUCGUCGUACAAGCCGUACGUGCCGUUCCCCAAGCCGGCCGGUGGCAGCCCCACCGUGUUUGGCGGCUCGGCGUCGACGUCUUCGGCGGCCAACUCGGGCUCGCGCAAGGUGGUGAGCGAGUUCAGCGCGUUCAGCGCAAGUCCAGGCAUGAGCUUCCAGCACACGGGUUCGCCGCCCUCGGCCAACGCGUCUACAUUCUCGGGCACAUCGCCGCGCCUGCAGAACGGCGGAUUCGGAUACAAGGGCCCCGACGGCUUUGCGUACCGCGGCCGGGACGCGGCCAUGGAGGACGACGACGACGAUGAUGAUGCGCUGCGUGUCGAUGCUGGCGGGACGGACGAGGCGACCGACUCCAAGUCGCUGCCGGUGGCCGUGAGCGACGAGGGCGUCAUCCACGUGCAGGGCGAAGACGGCCAGACACUCGCCUACCGCCAGGGCGCCAUCUCGCUCGACCAGGUCAAGCGGCUCGCCAUGCAGUCGGCGUAUCGUGGCGGCCUGGCUUCCGACGCGUAG